AAGGCUCUAUUUCCAUCAUAAAUUUUUGUUCUCAAACAUCACAUCACCCAUCACGACAAUAGUAGUGCCAGAAGAAUCCUCACCAUGUCGGCAUCAGAACAUCAACAAGAGCAGACAAGCCCCAGGCCCCGCGCUCCCCAGCAAAAACGCCGCCCUCGCAGCAGCCGCAAGGACAGUGACAUGGAGUCUUCCACAAGAAGCCAGAAAUCAAGUGGGUCUUCUCCCUCGAGUAAUACCCGCGACAUGCGCCGAACUUCCAGCAAACGGAGACUCGAGACCAAUGACCACAGUGAAAGUCCACGACGCCGUCAGCCCAAGCGCAGCGCAGUGCAAAGACGAAGGGUUUCCUUUGAAAUGGACGAAAAGAAACGCGUCAAGACACACGUCCGGAGGAUUCCCCUCGCCAAGAGCCUCUCCACACAGGAGACUCUUUGGUGGAGCAAGGAGGAGCUAGCAGGGAUCAUGGAACGAGAGCAGAACGUCUUUGAAGUUUUCUCCAAGUGCUGUACAUCCUACGUGGAUACAGUGUUGAAACUUUGGGAUCAGUGCGAGAACAGUGAGCAUCAGCAGCCAAAGUCCUUGUCGGGCGACGAGAUUGAAAAACUUGUCAAUGCUCCUGCUCGAGGAAUGGAAAACGAUGUUGUUAUCACUCUUCUACCCGGAAGCCGCGACCGAGCCAUCAAGAGCGUGAUCGAGACACAACAUGCCAUGGCUGAGGCAGGUUACAAAGUUCGAACAACCACCAUGCGACGCCGUUACCGCAAUCUUUCAAGGACGGCAUCCGAGUUUGCCAAGAACAUUGCCGAGGGCGACGCUCAAGUGGCUGCGGCCAUCCUUCGUCAAUAGAUUGAUUCAUUUGGAGAUCAAGGUAGUAGCAACCGUACUGCGACGCUCGCAGUUCGAUGAUAGAAAAGAACAAUAUUACUGUACUAGCUUGACUUUCAUUAUC
This is a messenger RNA of Seminavis robusta, 949 nucleotides long. The record is from the annotation of a GenBank genome assembly. NCBI's taxonomy places the organism in Eukaryota, Bacillariophyta, Bacillariophyceae, Naviculales, Naviculaceae.